Messenger RNA from Electrophorus electricus (electric eel), 1784 nucleotides. It is a transcript of the gene lrrc47, whose product is annotated as leucine rich repeat containing 47. The record is from RefSeq and is a predicted model, not a curated record. Lineage: Eukaryota; Metazoa; Chordata; Actinopteri; Gymnotiformes; Gymnotidae. Gene Ontology annotation, molecular function: RNA binding; protein binding; phenylalanine-tRNA ligase activity. Gene Ontology annotation, biological process: phenylalanyl-tRNA aminoacylation.
UCAAGGUUGGCAGCAUGGAGGUAGAAAGCGCUGUUUGGCCAGAAAUAGAAAAGGCAGAAAAAGAAAACAGGCGAGAGCUGGUUUUACAAGGUUCGGCAGUUGACAAGAAAAUACAGACCAGCGGCGGUAUCCAUGCCAAGCUAUACUCUCUCGUUCUCCUAAACUACCUGGAAGUCAGCCAGUGUCCGAGUUUAGACGUGAUACAUGAAAACAUCAAAAACCUGUCUCAUCUACAAAGCCUGAUUCUGUGUAGAAAUAAGAUUACAUCCGUGCCCAAAAGCAUAGGUGAACUGAAAUCAGUCAAAGUCUUGGACUUGUCAGUCAAUGACUUGCAAGCUUUGCCGGAAGAGAUUUGUUUGCUGAGCGAACUCACAACUCUAAACGUCAGUUGUAACAACAUCAACGCUUUGCCAAAUGGAUUGAGUCAAUGCCCGAAGCUUUGCAGUAUCAAUGUGUCAAAAAACGCCCUGGCAGGUCUACCCGAAGAUCUGUGCUCGUCGCGCCUGGAGCUGCUUAAUACGAUCAUAGCAUCGGAAAACGCUAUAGAGCAACUGAGCAAUGAAAUACACAACCUGCCGGCGCUGAAGGUCUUGGACCUGUCAAACAACAAACUCCUUGACAUUCCAUUUGAGCUGGCAGACUGUCCCAAGCUGAAGGAAAUCAACUUCAGAGGGAACAAGCUGAAGGACAAGCGGCUGGAGAAGAUGGUAAACGGCUGCCAGACUAAGUCGGUGCUGGACUACCUGAGAGUGGGGGGCCGAGGGAAGGGGAAAGGUCGCAGUCCAGAUGGAGAGUCUGCCGAGAGAGAAGACGGAGGCCGCAAUGUCUCCAAGAAGAAAAAUGCUGCCAAGCAGCAGCAGAAGAACAAGAAGAAGAAGGAAGAAGAGGAGGAGGAGGUGGAGGUGGAUGGUUUGAACCGGAUGGUUGUGAGGGUUCUGCGUGUGUCAGAUUCCCCCACAGCAUUCGUGGUGAAAGUGUCUCCGCUUGUGAAGGAUGUGCGGCCAUUCAUAGUGUGCUGCAUUGUAAAGGGCCUCAACCUGAAACCAGGAAAUGCACUCAAGAGGUUUCUAGUAGCUCAGACUAAACUUCAUGAUGAGGUUUGUGGCAAAAGAACAACAGCUACCAUUGCUACUCAUGACCUAAGCUUACUGAAGGCCCCUCUAGAAUAUGAUGCCAGACCUCCUGGUGUACUGAAGCUUGUUCCUCUAGGUCGUAAGGAAAUGAAGGCUGCCGACCUGCUGAAGCAGCUCCAGCAUGAAGCAGAUGAGCAGAGGAAGCAAAAGAAACGUCAGAAUGUGUCAGGCCUCCACAAGUACCUUCAGCUACUGGAUGGGAAAGAUCAUUACCCUUGCUUGGUUGAUGCAGAUGGUCAUGUGAUCUCAUUCCCCCCAAUCACAAACAGCGAGAGGACAAAGUUAAAGAAGACCACACGGGAGCUGUUUGUAGAAGUGACGAGUUCUACCAGUCUGCAGAUUUGUAAGGAUGUCAUGGACAUGCUAAUUAUAAAAAUGGCAGAGCUGAACAAGUUUACAUUUGAACAUAAGGAAGAGGCUGGCUCAGACGGGGAGGUGGACAGGACCACUGAGCCCUCGGUGGAUGGCUCAGACACCCCAGAGUUGAAGGUAGUGCAGGUGAAGGUGGUGGAUGCCGAGGGCAAUCUGAAGGUCGUGUACCCGUCCAAGACUGACCUAACAUCUGAUGUCGGCCACCUGACCAUCAUCCGGUAACAAAAAAAAAGAAAGGAAACUAAACAAAACAAAAAAACACAACAAAAAAUACAACUA